AUCACAAUCUCCUCCAAUUAACCAGCAAAACAAUACCUCUAUUGUUUCACCCUCAAAAUCUAUUACUCCACCCGGUGUUUAUAAUAGUAAUAAUAAUAAUGGUACUGUGAAUAAUUAUCAAACACACUAUAAUAAUUAUGAUAACAUUAAUAAUAAAAACUAUAAUAACUAUAAUAAUCAAAUGAACUAUAAUGGUAUAAAUGGUAUAAAUGGUAUAAAUAAUAUAAAUAGUAAUAAUAUGAAUAAUAAUAAUGGUUUUAAUAAAAUUCCAUCACCACAACCAUCUAUUCCCUCACCCAAAUCAAAUAUUCAAACCCAGCACCCAUUGUCUCAAUCUCAGUUAUUAAAUACAGAACAAGAUGAAAAAAUAUCAGGUAAUGAGUAUCUUAGACACCCAAAAGAAAAGAGUAUAGUAUCUCCACCAGUAUUGGGCCAAUCUUUCUCUUUUGAUUUUGGUGUUCAUUCUCCAAUUAGCUCAUUCAGUAAUUUAAAUUCAUUUAGCAACUUUUCUAAUCCAAACAACAACGGCAACAUUAGAAACAGCCCAACUACACCAAAUACCAAUACUAUUAUUCAAAAUGAAAUCAAUGAUGAUGAACUUCCACCAUUGCUCGAUUUAAGUUUUUUCUCUUCUUCAAUUUACCACCCAAAUUUUAAUAAAAAUUAGACACAAUUUAUAUAAAGAAAUAAUAAUCCAAAAUAAAUAAUAAUGAUUAAAAAGGAAAUUAAAAUAAAUAUAUGUAAUCAUUUAAAAUUAUUUAUGUUGUUAAAUUAUUACAUAUUGAUACAC
Messenger RNA from Dictyostelium purpureum, 790 nucleotides. RefSeq lists its product as uncharacterized. Lineage: Eukaryota; Evosea; Eumycetozoa; Dictyosteliales; Dictyosteliaceae. Bases 182 to 667 code for a protein of 161 amino acids. The record is from RefSeq and is a predicted model, not a curated record. The transcript has a single exon.